CAAAAGCACACCACUUUCUUUUCACGAUGAACACCGCCAAGACAUCGCAACUGGAUGAGCGGGAGACGCUCAGCGGAUGCCAGCGGAUCUACUCGACGCUUUUAGAGUUCGGAAGAGUUCAAAGCAGCGGCACCAAAGUGUACCUGCGCGAACUCUUUGAAACCGCUCGCUGCGACCACGUGAAAGAUCUGAGUGCUCGGCGCGAUGCCUACGAGGACUAUGUGAACACGUACAGCCCCGGUGGCAUGGAGCGCAUCCUGGACUAUCGCGAUACCCAUCGGGACGCCGAGGUGGCAAAGCAGGCGGUUUUACACAUGUUUUUCAACGACCGUCAGGUGCUCUACAACGCGCUGACAUUCCACAACCUGAUGCUCAACCUGUUCAUCUUUGAGCGGCCAAGUCCUUGGCGGGUUGUCAACGAGCCCAGCGCACCGAGCGCCACAACUCCAGCAGAUCGCUAG
Molecule: messenger RNA, 461 nt
Organism: Capsaspora owczarzaki ATCC 30864
Lineage: Eukaryota; Filasterea; Ministeriida; Capsasporidae
Exons: 1
Coding region: 27-461 (144 amino acids)
Source: RefSeq, a predicted model, not a curated record